AUGGACAAGGAAUAUCUUCAAGACGACUUUGAUCCGUCAAAGAUCAAGGUAGCUCAAUUGCGAAGCAUCCUUCGCGAGAAUGACAUAGAGUUCCCAGCUACCGCAAAGAAGAAGGAGCUUGUUGGAAUCUUCAACAGCACACUUGCUUUGCAGAAUGGAAAGUCGCCAAAGUCUCCAAAUGUUCUGUCUCCGAUCCCAGAUUCUGAAAUUGAGGUCAUUGAAGUCGAUACAGAUCAACAGAACUCCCCAGAAGAGAAGCCUAAAAAGAAGAAGUCUGAGAAGAAGAAGUCUGAGAAAGUCCGUAAGCCAUCCAAGAAGAAGGAGCCAAAAUCCCCUGAAUCUGAUAAGCUGAAGGUCGAGAGUUCUGAUGCAGAGAAGACGGAUGAAAAGGCUGUGGAAGAAUCAAAGGACUCCAUUGUUGAUAGUCUGGCACACGACUCUACCAUCCAAGAGACACCUAAAUCUUCAGCUACGAAAAGCCCAUUUGUCACCUCAUCAUCAUCCAAGAAACUGAAAAAGAGAAAAUCGUCUGUUUUUGAUGACCACUCUGAGCUGAAUACCCCGCCAAAGGGAAAUAUCUUCGAAGUUGAUGUUGACUCAGAUUCAGACACUGUUAUCUUCAGCCCCAAGCCCAAGAAAGCAAAGACAUUAUCGCUGCCUGCUCCAGAGAAGAAACCAAAGGCCAGGAAAGUUUCUGCCAAGAGAGAGAGUUCUAGAGGAUCGAUCUCUCCAGCAGCCGAGAUUGCUAGAUCCGCGUAUGAGGACGUGAAGCAUAACCUCUCGAAGUCUACGCCAACAAAAGAGGAAAAGCCACCUUCCCCUAAGGUAAAAAAGCAGUCUCCUCCAGUCAAGCAAGAAGUGUCUGCACCUGUUCUCGCCCCUAUCCCUGAUAGUACUACGGAUGUGUCUCGUGAUGACACUACUGGGUCGGUGGACGAUAAAUGGGGCAGCUCAAUCAAGGAAGACUUUGUUGAUGAUGCCAACAACUUUGAUGCAGCACUUUCAAAAUUGAAAGGCCAAGAAGACAAUUCUUUGACAACCAAGGGUAGAAAAGACGAAGAACUCGCCAAACUACUAGGUGUGGAUGUACAUGGAGUGAAGCCAAAGCCAAGGGGCAGAAGAAGUAUCACGCCUCGCAGGCCAAUUGUCAUUCCAGAAAGACGUUUGGCCUCUAACAAUGGCUCGCUACUCGAGGAUCUUGAAAAGGAUGUUCUCCCUAUCGAGCCUUUGUCUACGAAAAAGGACGAAUGGCCCUCUUCUGUCAGUGAUGAAGAAGCUGAUACAGAUAUUGAAGAUCAGGAAGAACAAGAAGAAGAGGCCCCCAAACGUACCCUUGCUUCAAGGGCCAAGGGCAAGAAGCCAAGGCCUCAGAAGGUGGCUACUACUUUGCUGUUUAUUGGUCUUUGGGUUGUCCUCAUUGGUCUCGCUAUGUUCGGUUACUGGUACAGGGAACAGACUAUCCUCAUUGGCUACUGUGGAAAUGAAAUUGACAAGCCAACGAUUCCUACCCUGCCAGAUACACCUGUCUUGCUUUCGAAGUUAGGCGAUUAUCUUGAUGACAAUUUCAAGCCCACAUGUGUGCCAUGUCCGCAACAUGCUAGAUGCUUCCCAAACUUGAAGCUCGCAUGUUAUGAAGACUUUGUGGAAUACAAACCAUGGUACUACCAAUAUUGGCCAGUGUUCGAUCCAAGAGCCAAGAAAUGCAUUCCUGAUACCAAAAAGGCCGAGAAAGUUGAACUCAUGAUCAACGAGGCUCUUGACUUGUUGAGGGCUCGAAACGCCAACAUUCAAUGCGGUCUGACUGGUGUCGACAAUUUCGAAGCCGGAAUUGAGGUGAACGAGUUGCAUGACUUAUUGCUCGCCCUCAAGGCACCUUACAUUACAGAGGAGGAGUUUGAAGAUUUGUGGAAACGUUCGGUUGUGGAGUUGGAGAAGGAACCGGAAAUAACGGUAAGGCAAGUUGCUAAUUUUUCUACGGACCCAGAGUGGUCUCGUACUGUCAAACGAUCUGCUCAUAACAUUCGUCCCCCAAGUGACGAUUCUGACACUGUUGGCGAGACGCCGGAGCAGGACACGAUUUUUCGAUCAACGUCCUUAUCGCACAUCUCCUUGAUGUGUCACUUAUCCAACCAUAUGGUUGAAUGGUUAGUGGCUCACAUACCUCACUUGGUGGGUAUAGCUGUCAUUGUUAUUGGCAGUUUCGUUGCUCACAACAAUUAUCGCCAGUCAAGACUUCAAGCACACCGCGUGGAAACUAUCUACAAUGAAGUGCUCAGGAAGCUUAAAAAACAAGCUAAAGAUGCUCGCGAUUCCAAUGUUCCUCCUUAUGUGGGUUCUAUACAACUCCGAGACUUGAUUCUCAGUAAUGAGGAAAACUUGGCUCGCAAAAUGAGGCUUUGGGAGUCGGUAAGCCGUCGGGUGGACCGUAACACCAAUGUUAAAGCAACUUUGCUUGAAAUUCAUGGGGAUGUGAUGAAGGUUUGGCAAUGGAUUUCACACCUAGAGUGA
Messenger RNA from Candidozyma haemuli, 2508 nucleotides. RefSeq lists its product as uncharacterized. The coding region runs from base 1 to 2508 and encodes 835 amino acids. Gene Ontology annotation, cellular component: nuclear inner membrane. The record is from RefSeq and is a predicted model, not a curated record. Gene Ontology annotation, molecular function: chromatin binding. NCBI's taxonomy places the organism in Eukaryota, Fungi, Ascomycota, Pichiomycetes, Serinales, Metschnikowiaceae. The transcript has 3 exons.